Closterium sp. NIES-65 is the source of this 1212-nucleotide messenger RNA. The record is from the annotation of a GenBank genome assembly. NCBI's taxonomy places the organism in Eukaryota, Viridiplantae, Streptophyta, Zygnematophyceae, Desmidiales, Closteriaceae.
AUGGACGUAUGGCAUAAAGGUCGGAAUUUGACAAGACGCUUUGUGGCGGACUUCAUUGAUGCCAAGGAGUCAUCGUUGCGCGUACCCGAAUGCAAGAGCGUGGAGGAUGUCUGGCAUGUGACUCCCGAACAUCGUCUCGCAGACGGGGUGGCCAAUGUAGGCGCCCGGGCUACAUCUGGAGAGGGAGGUGGCGUGAGGGUGGAGAGGGGCGACAUGGAGGAUUUGAGGUGGGAGGAUGUAAGCGAAAUGUGGGGCUAUGAUCCGCACCCUAUUCGUGGUGUCCGUCCAUGCUUGGAGGCGUCGUUCCUCAUCAUCCAGGCUUCGGUAUCAGGCAGGGUUCACACACCCGACGAGGAGGCCGAUGUGGAGGACGUGACAGAGGCGGCUGAGGCCACCACUUCAGACACCCAGGAUACGGCAGCGGGCGACGAGGAUGCAUUUGAGCCCCCGUCGCCUCAACGUCGCUGGGAGGAGAGGGGGACUAAGAAGAGGCGGCGGGAGGAGAUGGAGGGGGUGGAAAACGACGAUUUGGCCAUGGAUGAUCUCGUCGAGGAGGUGACUGUUGGGCAGCGCUUCAGUGUUCACUUCCACCAUGUCAUGGUGCGCAAUGCGACACUCGCAACACUGGGUUUCCCCAUGAGUGCUGAGGAUGUGGCAGCUGAGCUCGCCCUCGCUGCUGACCAUUGGGCGGGUCUACAUGGCGGUUGUGCCAGGGGAGACGUCCUCCCUCGUUGCGUGAAGGACAACUGGGGCCCUGAGAGUGCCGUGUACGAGCCUGACUCAGAGACCCACAAGGCAGUGAAAGAGUGGCUGGCCACGCACUGCAGCGCAGAACAGAUGCGACCCUACGUGCUUGGGGCGGGGAGUUGGCUGAACAAAUCAUUCCACUCCCUCAUCUGCAAGUAUGCUCCAAAGCGCGUGAGGUUCUUGGGGAGCAUGGAGGCUCGCAUUGCGUUAGCCGUGCUCCACUGGAACAACACUGUGGAGCGGGUGGUCAAGGCAUACAAAACACGGCUUCGAAAGGCGACACGGGUCAAGCGUGGCAAGAAAGAUCGUGUUCUGGGCCCCAUGGACUGGACCUGGGUCGACGACAUCAUGCGCGAUUGGAUGGCCUCCCGGGGGAGGCCCGAGCCUCCUCCGCCUGUUGUUACACCCGAUUCCGAUGCACCGGAGUCCGUUCCCCCACGUGACCAUGAGCCCAUGCCGCGGUAA